Molecule: messenger RNA, 579 nt
Organism: Penicillium atrosanguineum
Lineage: Eukaryota; Fungi; Ascomycota; Eurotiomycetes; Eurotiales; Aspergillaceae
Product: F1F0 ATP synthase subunit g
Exons: 3
Coding region: 1-579 (192 amino acids)
Biological process (GO): proton motive force-driven ATP synthesis
Molecular function (GO): proton transmembrane transporter activity
Source: RefSeq, a predicted model, not a curated record
AUGCCCGCUGCCACCCGUGCCGUUCUGCGGCAAUCGCAGUUCCUGACCCGGAGAACCGUCGUCAGACACUCCUCGUCCACCUCCGAGGCCGCCAACAAGGCCAGCCAGACUGCCUCUUCGGCUGCCUCCAAGGCUUCCGAGGGUCUGUCCAAGGCCUCCGCUGCCGCUGGCCCGGCCAUCUCCAACGCUGCCACUGCCCUCCGCAAGGUCGGCGGCCCUGUCGGCAAGGUCGUCUCUUUCGUCGACUCCAUGAUCCCCCCGACUCUCUACUACUCCAAGGUCGGCCUUGAACUCGGCAAGCUGGUGUUCCGUGGCCAGAACAUGACUCCUCCUUCCAUGGCCACUUUCCAGUCCUACUUCCAGCCCCUGAUCAACGCCUCCAAGAACCCCGCCGCCCUCAAGAGCAUCAACCUCCCCUCGCCCCAGAACUGGUUGGCUCGCGUCCGCAACGCCAGCCCCAAGGAGCUCGCCCUCGCCGGUGUCACCGCCGCCGAAGUCAUCGGCUUCUUCACCGUCGGCGAGAUGAUCGGUCGCAUGAACAUUGUCGGCUACCGGGGCGAGCCUGCACACGGACACUAA